AUGCGGAAGAGUCCAUUAAUGAAAGAAAACAUGAAAGCAACUCACAAUUAAAAAUUUUCAUAUUUGAACAAGAGUAAGUAAAAGACGUCCUCUUUGGAAAAAAAUUCAUACUCAAACCGAUCCCUGUUAAAUGAGAUGCAACAUUAAACACCAAACCAACCAAAGAAAAACAUUUCAACAUAGGCUUCAGAUUAGAAACUGCAUAAUUGUACAUUAGAUAUUAAUAUGAAGAAAGUUAAAUACUGA
Molecule: messenger RNA, 246 nt
Organism: Paramecium tetraurelia
Lineage: Eukaryota; Ciliophora; Oligohymenophorea; Peniculida; Parameciidae
Exons: 1
Source: RefSeq, a predicted model, not a curated record